AUGGCGAUGGUGAUGAGCGCCUUCGUUCCGGUGCUGAUCGGAUCGCUGGAGGCAACGCUCAAGGACUGGCGGCUCCACGGCUGGUCGGCGGCUGCCCGCAACGAGGCCCAGGAGCUCAAGAGGCUGAUGGAGGCGGUGGAGAAGUUCCUGGAGGACGCCGAGAACAAACGGAUCCAGGACAGGUCCGUGGACCGGUGGCUGGCGAGGCUGCGGGAGGCGGCGUACGAAGCCGACCAUCUGCUGGAAUCUUUCAAGAUCGAGGCAGAAGCAGCACCGCCGUGGAAGAUACAGAUACAAGAUAACCAGCAGGCACCCAAUGCUGAAGGGUGGGGUCUGUGGCCACCACAACAGGAGAUGGACAUAAUUAACAUUCCAGUUGUUCAAGCUCUUGAGGCCUCUCAACCAGACAAUGUGAUUGUGGCUGACUCAGAUUCUGAUGACCCUGACAUUAUCCCUCCCAUUGCUCAGAAUAUUGAUAUCAAUGUUGAGAUUGCACAAUAUUUUGGGCCAAUUGGUACUCUGAAGACCGUGAAGAGAAAUAUAGCAAGAUUAAAUCAGAUCAUGAGUGACAUAAACAAAAGCAUCCCUACAAAGCUAACUGCAAUAGACAAGAAGGCAGAGCAGCCCCGUAACUCAUUGGUUGAGAAGCUCCAUGGACCUGAUGUUAGUAUUGAGAUUUCAUCAUUGGUGGAGAAGUUGGUAGAAGAGGACAGACUUCUUGUCCAAAGGAAUAAAGAAGUGGACGGACGACACCCUGUUCUUCUACUUGCAGUUUGUGGGAUGGGUGGGAUUGGAAAGACAGAAAUUGCACGAAAAAUAUUUCAUGACCAGAGGAUUAAAAGUGCUUUCAGCACCUGUUUGUGGGUGCCGGUUCCCAAAGGCUUUGCUCAUACUGAUGUACUGUCGGCAACAAUACGUGCUGCAGGAGGGGAUCUCAAAGGAUCAGAAACAGUAAACGAACGCAUGAAGCUUUUAGCCGAGUUUGUCAGAGGAAAGAGAAUCUUCUUAGUUCUGAAUGGCAGUACCUCCCCGAGGAAAGCUCACCUGGACACAGAGUAUGCCAAAAUGCAUCUAAGCCUGAUGGAAACCCUUCAUAUCUUGUGUGCUAGUGCUGAAGGCAGCCGUGUUCUGAUGACUACUAGAGAUGAAGAUGGGGCUGUUAAGUUAGUUCAGAAAGAGAAUUCAUUGGGCGAAAGGCUUGUUGUCUUAAUCCACCGGAUACCAAGGUUGACAGUUGACCAUGGCUGGAUGUUGCUGCAGAAGGCAGCUUGUCUGAAGCCACUAAAGAGUAUUGAAGAUGCAUCGGAAGUCGAGAUCACAACUGUUAAGAAGUGCAACGGGCUUCCUCUUGCUGUCAAGAUUGUGGGAGGUGUUCUUCGGCGAAAGAACUACACAUUUGAAGUAUGGAAGUCAGUGUGCGAAAGUGAGGCUUUCUCUUUCAAGGAUCUCCCAGAGGGAACUGAAGGGCUGAUGGGCAGCAUUUGUUUGAGCUACCAAGAUGCACUGCCUCAAGGCCACUGGUGUUGA
Messenger RNA from Panicum virgatum (switchgrass), 1527 nucleotides. Its product is annotated as putative disease resistance RPP13-like protein 1. The transcript is spliced from 5 exons. Bases 1 to 1527 code for a protein of 508 amino acids. Gene Ontology annotation, molecular function: ADP binding. The record is from RefSeq and is a predicted model, not a curated record. Gene Ontology annotation, biological process: defense response to other organism. NCBI's taxonomy places the organism in Eukaryota, Viridiplantae, Streptophyta, Magnoliopsida, Poales, Poaceae.